AUGUGUUCAGAAUACAAAUUCACAUCAAGAAGAAUCUAUAGUUCUUGUAGGGAUCUACCCCAUCUAUCUGCACAACUUCAUUGGACCUACAAUUCAUCAACGGGCAUAGCCCAGAUCGCAUACCACGCCCGCCAGGGCCCACGUGGGUGGGUUGCAUGGGCGGUUAACCCGAACCAAAUAGGCAUGGUUGGGUCAGAAGCACUUGUGGCUUUUCAUAAUAGUAAUGGAAGUAUGACAGUUUAUACAACUUUGAUAAAUAAUUACAGUCCUUCAAUGGUGCCAGGAAAUCUUAGCUUUCAAGUUUCAGGUUUAUCUGCUGAGUCAUCGAUUAAUGAGAUUACUAUUUUUGCUGAUGUGGGUCCGUUUUCAGGUGGAUCUGUUGUUAAUCAAGUGUGGCAAAGUGGGAAUUUGGUUUUGAAUGAUGUCCCUCAAAUGCAUGCGAUUUCACAGCAAAAUCUUCAGUCAACAGGGGAAAUUGAUUUCUUGUACGAUGAGGAAAAACAUAGAUAG
Molecule: messenger RNA, 510 nt
Organism: Lactuca sativa (garden lettuce)
Lineage: Eukaryota; Viridiplantae; Streptophyta; Magnoliopsida; Asterales; Asteraceae
Product: cytochrome b561 and DOMON domain-containing protein At5g47530
Source: RefSeq, a predicted model, not a curated record